Molecule: messenger RNA, 1564 nt
Organism: Lynx canadensis (Canada lynx)
Lineage: Eukaryota; Metazoa; Chordata; Mammalia; Carnivora; Felidae
Product: centromere protein V-like protein 3
Exons: 1
Coding region: 53-841 (262 amino acids)
Molecular function (GO): carbon-sulfur lyase activity
Source: RefSeq, a predicted model, not a curated record
CUUACUAGGAAACGAGGGGCAGUGGGCACGCGCUUGAAAGGCUGCAGGCGCCAUGGGCAGAGUGAGAAACGGCGCAAACACCCAGCAGCUGCAGGGGCAAAAACGGCCCGGGGAUCCCGCCGAAGCCUGCGCAGCCAUCGCGGUCAUGGGCGCGCGGCGCCCCCCUUUCCAAGUCCGCGUGGGGAGCCACGCGGCGGGGAGGAAGCCGGCGGCCGCCCGGCGGGAUUCCGCAAGGUUGCGGCGGAAGCGCUGGUGGCGGCGAGCCCGGGAGGCAGCCUCCGGAGGCCCGCUACCAGCCCCGAAGCCGCCGGCGCCCGCCGCGUCCCCGGGCGAGAUGGACCUGGGCGCUCAGCGGGAACGCUGGGAGACGUUCAGGAAGCGGCGGGGCCUCAGCUGCGAGGGCGCCGCCAAGUUCCUGCUGGACACCUUCGAGUACCCGGGCCUGGUGUACCACACCGGCGGCUGCCACUGCGGCGCGGUCCGCUUCGCCGUCUGGGCCCCCGCAGACCUGCGCGUGGUGGAUUGCAGCUGCAGGCUGUGCAGGAAGAAGCAGCACCGGCACUUCCUCGUCCCGGCCUCGCGCUUCACUCUCCUGCUGGGCGCCGAGAGCAUCGUCACGUACCGAUCCCACACGCACCCGGCGCUGCACAGCUUCUGCAGCAGGUGCGGGGUGCAGAGUUUCCACGCGUCUGUCUCUGACCCCGGGGUUUACGGCGUCGCCCCGCACUGCCUGGACGCGGGCACCGUGCGCAGUGUGGUCAUCGAGGAGGUCGACGGUGGCAACUGGGGGGAGGAGGCCACGAAGGAGCUCAAGGCCAUCCAGAACGCGUCUCCCGAGUGAGCCCCUGCCUCUCCUGUAGAGGAGCAGUGACUGGGGCCGCCACCCGCCUGAAACGUGCCCGGUGCCCUUCGAGGGGGCCACCUCAGUGCUUGUGAAGGAAUUACUGUAUGAAAGAGGUCGGUUUCUGGACUGGGGAACCCGUGAUGUCGCGCCAAGCUUCCACCCCUUCCCUCUCAGUGUGUUUCAACGGGCUUGCUUAUAAUCAAAAAACUGAGCACACAUGUGUCUGUGAACAGCCCUAAUCUUCCAAUCCAGUCAGCAAGCAGUGUCUCUACCUUUGCAGGUCGCCUUGCAUAACACUCAGUUGUAUUAUUCUUCCUACAGUUUUCACAGAUCAUUUUCAGAUUAUUCAUAUGUACUGUACCGUUAUGGUGCUAUUGUGAGCAAGAUUGUUUUAAUGGUCGCAUCUGGCAUGUGAGACCACUCACUAUAUCUAAACACUUUUGUAGACCUUUACGAGGACGUUUUCUGUUGAUUAUCUGUGUGCGUGUGUGUGUGUUAGGUACGCACUCACGUUUUCGCUACUUAGAGAUGUGCGUUAUUUUCGGUCACAGUGUUUAUUUAAUGUAUUUGUAUAUAGUAGGUUUAAGGUUCAUUAGUGUUACAUACCUCAUUGCACCUAUGUUUUCAAAUGAUGUUGCCAUUUUGCUUGGUUUUGUUUUAGAAACUGCCUCUGGGAAGGGGGAUGGGGAGACACUAUGUAUGCCUUCUUUGGUGUUUUGA